AUGCAUUCUAAGCCAAUUCUCUCAAACAAUAGUAUCAAUGACACAGCGGCAGUGUCCAAGACCGAAUGGAUCGAGCAUCACUUCCAUAAUCGUCCAGUACGCCGGAGCUUUGCCUGCCUCUGGGAACAAACGUUUUACGAUCCCCUGACAGCUUUUCCCUUCCCCCCUUGGGCGUCCUUAGCGUUGCUCUUCACCGUCCUUAUUUUCAUUGUCAUCGGUUCAGCGUCCAUUCCAGAUAGAACUGAUGGUGAAGGCGUCUUGAAGAAGCCACAAGAAGAGCCAAAAUUGCGGGCGCAACGCCGGCGCCAGAAUUGGAGGCCGUGGAUAGGCCUGAAAAUCGUCUGGUUACGGGCUCUUCCCCUGUACAGCAUCGUCUUCGCCUACGUGGCAUCUGUCGCCACUCAGACGGCAGUAGAGGCCGGCUUUCUCCGGCUCCCCGCUAAUAUCACGGAGGCAGACUGGUUUGAGAACUGCGUCCGAUUAAUCAAGGUGUUGCGAACUUGGAUCAAGGUCACAAAUUUGAGCGUGGUGCUUUUCUCUCUCGUUUUUAGCGAGACGGCUUUGACGCACAUCUUGCAAGCCUUAAAUCAAACGAGGGCAGAUGGACAGACCGUGGAAAUAAGAGGCGUAGCGGUAGCAAUAGUGACUGCCGGUCAAUUGAUCUUGUGGGGUGCUAGCUACGCCGCCGUCGGUCUUUCGGCUCUCUUACUCUUUGCA
Nannochloropsis gaditana CCMP526 is the source of this 717-nucleotide messenger RNA. RefSeq lists its product as uncharacterized. The transcript is spliced from 2 exons. The record is from RefSeq and is a predicted model, not a curated record. The annotation marks the transcript as partial.